Messenger RNA from Diplodia corticola, 1287 nucleotides. RefSeq lists its product as uncharacterized. The record is from RefSeq and is a predicted model, not a curated record. Lineage: Eukaryota; Fungi; Ascomycota; Dothideomycetes; Botryosphaeriales; Botryosphaeriaceae. The coding region runs from base 1 to 1287 and encodes 428 amino acids. The transcript has a single exon.
AUGACAUCCACAAUCACCACAUCCACAUCCACCACCCCCAUCCCAACCACAACCGCCGCCCUCCCAACCGACGACGACGACGACGAUGACGACGACGACGACAACACCAUCCAAUCCACCACCGCCACCACCGCCGCCACCACCAUCCCCGGCGCCUCCCUCGGCACCAUCGCCGUCUCCGUCCUCCCCGGCGGCUCCUCCACCACCACCGUCACCCUCGCCACCGCAACCGCCACCACCAUCGACGGCACGCGCACCGUGACCGCGACCGCGACGACCGACGUCGUCACCGCCGCGACCGCAACCGCAACGCCAGCCACCGCCAACGACGCAUCUCCCACUCUCACUUCCUCCCCCUCAGCAACUGGCAGCGGAACCGCCGGAACCGGAAGCGGAACCGGCCUCUCCCACUCCACCAAGGUCGCCAUCGGCGUCGCCGUCCCGUUCGGCCUGCUCGCCCUGGCCCUCGUCGUGUGCGGCGCGUAUCUGCUGGGCCGACGGCGGUACCGGUACCGGCAGCAGCCGCACCGCAGCAGUAAGAGCGGCAGCGAAAGCGGCGACGCGAGCGGCGGCAGCGGCGGCGGCGGCGGUGCAGGAGGCUUCUUCGCCAUGCUGUUCGCGCGGACGCGGCGACGGGGGCGGGGGCGGACCGGCACCACUGCGGACUCGUCGGCAUCGUCGUCGCCGUGCAAUGAGAGUGAUGUCGAGAAGGCGAUGGUGCUGCAGGCGGGGCCGGUCGAGCUGCCGACGGGCCCGGAUGUGCCGGAGCUGCCGACGGCGGUGAAUUGUCAGGAGCUGGAUGCUGGGGCUGGGGCUGGGGGUGGGGGUGGUUCGUCAUGCGUGGUCGCUGGCGCUGAGGCUGAGGAAAGGCGGCAGCGGCGGCCGCUGUCGCGGGAGGGGUUGGCGAAGGAGUUGAAUUUGGCGGGGGUGGCGGCGGGGGGGUCGGCGGGGGCGGCGGCGAAGGCGGGGCCGCCACGGCGUGGGAGGGGUGGGAGGGGGGGUAGUGGUGGUCAUGGGAGUGUGGGUAGGAAGCCUGUUGCGGGGGCGGGGGCGGCGUUGGGCGGAGGGGGAGUGCUGCGUGGAGGGUCGACGACGACGGCGGGGGAGGAGGGUGGUGGUGGUGGUGGUGGUGGGGACUCGCACUCGCCGAUUAGCCCGGCCAGGACGGCAAGCCAAAGCCAGUCGGAGCCGCUGUCGUCGGUGAGCCCGAUGAGCAGCUGGGGUCCGGUGAUGCUGGCGGAGCUGCCGGGGGACGAUGCGGUGGGGAGAAGGAGGGAGAGCAGGUAA